Monodelphis domestica (gray short-tailed opossum) is the source of this 2268-nucleotide messenger RNA. RefSeq names its product solute carrier family 22 member 7 (gene SLC22A7). Gene Ontology annotation, cellular component: membrane. The record is from RefSeq and is a predicted model, not a curated record. Gene Ontology annotation, molecular function: transmembrane transporter activity. NCBI's taxonomy places the organism in Eukaryota, Metazoa, Chordata, Mammalia, Didelphimorphia, Didelphidae. Gene Ontology annotation, biological process: transmembrane transport.
AUGGGCUUUGAGGAGCUUCUGAAGGAGGUGGGAGGCUACGGCCGCUUCCAGAUCCGCAAUGUGCUGCUCUUGGUCCUGCCCCGGCUCCUGCUGCCUCUGAACUUCCUCUUGCCAAUUUUCAUAGCUGCGGUGCCCAGCCACCACUGCGCCUUGCCAGCCCAGGACCCUCUUGACAACCUCACCCAAGAGUCAGCCUGGCUGGAAGCCUACGUGCCCCGGGAGCAGGAUGGCAGCCUCAGCUCGUGCUACCGCUAUCUCCACCCACACCACUCCAACACCACCCCCGAGGAGCAGGAGGACCAAGUCGUGCCCUGUCCUGAUGGCUGGAGCUAUGACCAAUCACAGUUCUACUCUACCAUCGCUACCCAGUGGGACCUGGUGUGUGAGCGAAAGGGACUGAAUCGCGUCAUAUCCACCUUCUUCUUCAUUGGUGUGCUGGUGGGGGCCGUGAUCUUUGGAUACUUGUCUGACAGGUUUGGGAGACGUCCAUUGCUCUUAGUAGCCUAUGUGAGCUCGCUAGUCCUGGGCCUGGUCUCCGUCAUUUCUGUCAGCUACAUCAUGUUUGUCAUCACUCGCACCCUCACCGGUGUUGCCUUGGCUGGCUUCACUAUCAUUGUCUUGCCCCUAGAGUUAGAGUGGUUAGAUGUUGGACACCGCACUAUGGCCGGCAUCCUGGCCAGCGCCUUCUGGUCUAUGGGAGUGAUGCUGCUGGCUCUGAUUGGUUACCUGAUCCGAGACUGGCGCUGGCUGCUGCUGGCUGUGACCCUGCCCUGUGUCCCGGGUAUCCUCAGCCUCUGGUGGGUGCCUGAGUCUGCCCGGUGGUUAAUGACCCAAGGUCGGGUCAAGGAAGCCCAACAUUACCUCCUCCAAUGUGCAGCACUCAAUGGCCGGCCCCAGGCUAGGGACAGACUAAGCACUGAGGCCCUGAGUCUGGUGGCCGAAGGGGAAAAGAUGGUCCGAAGGCCUUCCUACCUGGACUUGUUCCGGACACCCCGGCUCAGGCACAUCUCCCUGUGUUGCAUGGUUGUGUGGUUUGGGGUGAACUUCUCAUACUAUGGCCUAAGCCUGGACCUAUCAGGCCUGGGCCUGAACCUGUACCAGAUACAGUUGCUGUUUGGGGUAGUGGAGAUACCUUCCAAGAUGAUUGUCUACUUGUCCGUGCGCUAUGCAGGGCGCCGCCUCACAGAGGUGGGAGCCCUGCUGGGCACUGCCCUCACUGUGGGGGCUAGUCUGCUACUGCCCUCUGGGUUGGGCACAUGGAGAUUAGUCCUGGGAGUAGCUGGAAAAGGCUUUUCAGAAGCAGCCUUUACCACUGCCUACCUGUUUACAUCAGAGUUGUACCCCACUGUACUGAGGCAGACAGGGUUGGGACUGACCGCCCUGGUGGGCCGGCUGGGGGGCUCCCUUGCACCACUGGCCACCUUGCUGGAAGGGACAUGGAGCCCACUACCCAAGGUCACCUAUGGUGGGAUUGCCCUUGUGGCCUCAGCUACUGCUCUCCUGCUGCCAGAGACUCGCCAUGCAGAGCUUCCUGAGACCAUCCAGGACGUGGAGAAAAAGAGGACCUUGAAAGGCUCCCAAGAAGAGGGGACACCCAUGAAGGUAAUACGAAAUUAAGACAGGAGAUGCCAUGGUGCUGGGCAAAGAGCACCAGAUGUGACAUCAAGAUCUGGGUUGGAAUUCUGGCUCCAUCAAGUGCAAUAAGGAAUGGCCUCAAUUUCCUCAUCUGUAAAAUAAGUGACUAGACAAGAUCUCCAAGGUCGAAAUCCUGUGAUCCUAUCAAGUGAACGCUGACACCAUCUUUUUCCACUUGGUCCCUAGGGUGGUAAGUGAGUGAUGGGACUGACAGACCCCACUCCCACCCCAAGAUGGGGCAGAAUUGCAGCCAUGAUGCACACGGCUUCCUGACACUCUUUAAGAAUUGGAACAGACUGUAGAGAUGGCCUCAUCCUCAAGUACUUCUGCUUGAAUAUCUCUAAUAAUCGGACCAUCCACAGGGAUUCUCUCCCUGAUCUCUACCUGGGGUGUGUAAAGGAGCCCCCAUUCUCCUUUCUGGGGACAAGGCUACUGGAUGGGACAAGUGGGGAAAAAUGCUGGAACAGGAGUCAAGAACACCUGGGUCCUUGUCCCAGCUCUGUUACGUAGCUUUGUGGGUCUGUUUCCUCCCUCAGCUGUAGAUGGGGAUGAUAAUACGUGCCCAGCCUACCUCACAGGGCUGUUGUGAGGACUGGAUGAAAGAAUACUUACCAAGUGUCUUGGAAAGUAUAA